AGCAAGCCGGCGCGCUCCCGUACCUCUGGCGCCACGGGUAGCACGGGGGAGGGAGGAGGAAGAGCCGGUCACGUGACGGAGCGUCUGUCUCCACGUCUAGUCCUCCUCAGGUUUGAACUGAAAAAAAAAAAAAAAAAAAAAAAAAGUGCAGCCGGCGGUCGGGCCUGUCUGCGGGCGAGCAGGUUCUGUAAAGUUUUAUCCUGAUUUUCCUUGACUUUAAGAAAACAAACUGAGAUUGUUUAAUGGGAAGAAAAACAGUAUGGAGGAGUCCCAAAUAAGUGCUGAUAGUACUGAUGCUAAUGAGCUCCUCAAAGAGGACACCAAUUUCAACUCCAUUGAGGAUAAUGUAAUCUAUAAGCAAGUACAAGCCUGUGAAUCAUCUAUUCAAAAAAAUAGUUCAUUGACUGUGCCUGAAGAACUAUUAAGGGACAGGUCUAAGAAAGCCUUAAGUAAAAUCCAGGGUUCUCUUUUAAUACACGAAGGUGCUACUACUGUUUCUAGUGAAAAUCCUUUCUUGCCUAAAGAAAAUAUUAAUGGACCAGUUUCUUACUCCUCAAAUACAACUUCCAUCCUGAAUACAGACAGCAUUUCCAUAUCCACAGACCACCCUGUGGUUCUGCAAACAAAUUUGUGUUCAGCUUCAACGGUAGUUUAUGAUCUUCAUCAACCUACAAAGAACUCUGUACAGAUGUCAGGUCAGCAAGUUAUAUUCUUGAUACCUGAUGUAGCACAUGCCAAGAAUGAAGCCCAUUCCAACCUUAAACAUCCUACCUCCUCUUUAGUUGGUUGUGAAACAUCUAAUGGGAAUAAUACCAGAUUGGAUAGCACUUUAGUAGGGCCCAUAGAUGAGUUCAAUGAUAGAAAAAAGCUACCUGUGAAUGAGAUACAAAAUCAGAUGGAAAGUUGCUCUACCGCCGUUGAUUCUGUAGGAGCAAACAAUGCUAAUUUCAGUGCCGAGAGGGACUCCGUAAAUAAUGAAAAAACAGAAGAGUCAGAAAAACACUGCGUUGUAAGGGUACAAAAAAAGCGUAAACGAAAAAUGGAUGGUAGUAAAAUAACUAGAUGCUAUUCCGAAGAUGCUUAUAAUGAUGUGAAUAUUUCCAAGAAAUCAAAGCUAUUAAAUGUCGAUAUGAUGGAACAGAGUGAUGAAGAGCAGGUGGUAGCUCCGCACAAGUAUGCAUUAAUGAAGAUCAAGUCUGAAUCUUCUCUUGAUGACACGGAAGAACACCUUCCAAAAGAAGCUAUAGAGGCAUUCAAUCAUUAUAUUUAUAGCCCUGUUUGUGACUAUUCUGGAGAAACCUCACCUGUUCACGUUGACCCAUUCUUUUCCAGUGAUGUACAAAGUUGUGAGUCCCAGUCACCACCAACAUGCACUAGUGAUCAAGAGCCAUCGUUUUACCCCUGCACAAAGUGCAAUGUGAAUUUUAGGGAGAAGAAACACCUUCACAGGCACAUGAUGUAUCACCUGGAUGGGAAUAAUCACUUUCGACACCUUAAUGUUCCAAGGCCAUAUGCUUGUAAAGAGUGUGGGCGAACUUUUAGAGACCGGAAUUCACUCCUUAAGCAUAUGAUUAUUCACCAGGAACGACGGCAAAAACUGAUGACGGAGAUCCGUGAACUCAAAGAGCUUCAAGAUGAAGGUAGAAGUGCCCGUCUGCAGUGCCCACAAUGCGUGUUUGGAACCAACUGCCCAAAGACUUUUGUGCAGCAUGCCAAAACCCAUGAGAAAGACAAGCGAUAUUACUGCUGCGAAGAGUGCAACUUCAUGGCUGUUACGGAAAAUGAAUUGGAGUGUCAUAGAGGUAUUGCUCAUGGGGCCGUUGUAAAAUGUUCCGUUUUAACUUCUGAUUUACCCCAAAGGAAGUAUCAAAAAAAGACCUUAAAAAAUUCGUAUUUCCUUUCAUCUAAAAAGCCUACAACUUUUAUCUGUAAGAUGUGUUCAUUUACUGCACCAACCCGCUAUAUUUUAAAAAAGCACAUUGAAUAUGUACAUCCCUCAUCUACCUUAGACCAGUUUAAUGGUCCCCUUGUAAUUAAACAAGAACAUUUUUCAGAUAAUGAACUUGAACUUGAAUCUGAGAGUAAAGAGUUUGCAAAACAGCCCCCUUUUCCAAAGAAUUCUGUCCUAAAGCAAGACUUGAAGAGACCGUAUGGAUCCAUUGGUCAAAGUAACAGUUUUACAAAAUUGUAUAGAAAACACAAGAUACAAAAAGCUCGAAAAAGCGCUGCUCAGUCUGUCGGUGGUCCUUCAAUUUCCCCAAAUAAAGCUCUACUUUUCACUACCAAUGACCAAAAACAUAGGUACUUUAAAAUGAAACAAAAGCAUGCAAGAUUAAAUAAUGCCUACAUAUACAAUCAGAAGUGGGAUGGCUACAAAACCUUGAAAAAAUCGCACAUCUUCCCACUGAAUUUAAAAAAGGAAGAGGGUAAUUCUUCACUUCAGCUUUCCAGUUCACCAGAUCUUCAGGAAGAAUGCUUAAUUAUGGAUCCUCAUAACCGUCACCCAGGUAGGUUAGUUGGCUUUAAAGACAGGGUAGCAGUCAAAAGGGUACGACGAGCAGACCUGGAAAGACCAGUGACAGAAGAAGAUAUAGAUAGUUAUCCAGAUUUCCUUCAAAAGGUGACUUAUGUUGUACUCAAAAAACUUGACCCAUCUGAUGAUAAAAAGGAUGAUUAUGAUUCCUGGGACAAUAGUGAGCUUUGCAGUUACAACACAGAAUCGCCAGAUGAUGCAUACAACAGUCCACCAAAAAAAACAGUUUACCCAGUUUUUAAAGAUGCAACUAUAGACCAACAGCUCAAUGAAGACCAGGGCUUGCAUUACAAUAAUAAUGAUGGCUAUUACUUUGAGUACUAUGAAGAUGGUGAGGGAGAUGGUUACAUGCAUGAAAUGUCUGAUGUUGAUUUGGAAAAUGCAGAAUCUGCAUUGCCAGGCCACAGUUCUCUAUUCCACUGGAGUGAUCUAGCUCUUGAAAAGAAGUCUUGUCCAUACUGUCCUGCAACGUUUGAAACAGGUGUUGGGUUAUCAAAUCAUGUUCGCGGACAUUUGCACAGAGCUGGACUAACUUACGAAGCUCGCCACGUAGUGUCUCCAGAACAAAUUGCAUCAAGUGAUAAAAUGCAGCACUUCAGGAGGACAGGAACGCCAACAAAGCGUGUAAGGAAAGUAAUAGAGAAAUCGGAGAGCCCUUCUGAGCAUACAUGUGCUCUGUGUGGAGGCUGGUUUGAUACAAAAAUUGGAUUAUCAAACCAUGUUCGAGGUCACCUGAAAAGACUUGGGAAGAAUAAAUGGGAUGCACACAAAUCACCAAUCUGUGUUCUAAAUGAAAUGCUGCAAAAUGAAGAAAAGUAUGAACAACUCCUAAAGAUUCUUAACAACAGGCGCCCAUUUCAAAGACCUGCACACAGACCCUUCUCAGCACACAGGCCUUCCCGAAAUGGCUUUUCAAAGACCAGUGUUGCACCUACCGAACACUGCAAUGGCUUAAAAACUGACGCCGUAUCUGAGCAAAUGUUACAGGAAGGGCUGUGCCCAAGUGAAUGUGAUGGAAUAAGUCCACCUGGUGACAAAGAUCAUUCUGCUUCAUUGCCUGAAUUUCUUAAAGUAAAAAAAUCAGGUGAAGAUAAAAACUUAGACUCUUCUCAAAAGGUCAAUCAAACUGCAAGAAAGAGGUUGACGCAGAAAUGCCUUCAUCCAUUAAACGAAGAUUGUUCAUUGAUGUGCAACUCACAGAAAAACAUUGAUCUCGCCUUGCAUUCGGGUAUUUCGGCAAAGCAUAAGACUUGUUUGAACUGCAAUACAACCUUUACAAGUGCAGUUAGCCUGUCCAACCAUUUGCGUGCAUAUUCCCGAAAGAAGAGUGCUGGUCUUUUGACUGGAACAGUUUUUGACUGCAAGCAAAAGAAGUCAAGAUCACGGUCUGGAAGCAAGAAGAAAGUGCUACCUUUACCGCACAGUGCAGAGGAAGUUUAUGUUUUGAGAUGCAGGUUUUGUGGACUAGUCUUUCGUGGACCUUUGACUGUACAAGAAGAUUGGAUAAAACAUUUGCAACGUCACAUUGUCAAUGCAAACCUUCCACGGACUGGAGCUGGAAUGGUUGAAGUGGAACCGCUACUAAAGAAACUCCCUUCAAUCACUGAAACAAAUUCCCCUUUAUUAAUGGCUGAAGCUGCAACAUAAAAGCAAUUCUAAAAGACAAUGUAGUUACCAUGGAUGUAUAUUAGGACUUUUUUUUUUUUUCUACAAUUGUUUAUAGUACAAAGGACAAAGAGAUACUGAUGUGCCGCAAUCUUAAACUGAACUAUCACAGACCUAACAGUCUACACUUCUCUUCCUACAUAAUGUGCUAAACACCCAUGAAUUUUAAGCCUUUUUAAACAGUUUUAAACCAAGAAUCAAAUACUAAAUAUCCUUCAAUCAUGGAAAAGCAUCCACUUUAAAUUAUAAAAAAAAAAAAAAAAAAUCUAAUUGUGUUUAUACAAUAUAUUUUCUAAAUACCGUUCCUAAACUUUAUUGGUUUGUAUAGGGCAUUAGGUAUUACCAUUAUACUGCAGAGUUCCAAGACUGUUCAUUUGACUAGGGCAAUCAGUGCUAUUCUGUACAGAAGAUACCUGUGUUGAAUUUUUUUUAUUAUUAUUAUUAUUACACAAGGCUUUUGUACUAAAAAGUGGAGGGUGGAUUGUUUAACCUAUUUCUGAAAAAAAAAAGUGUAAAUAGUACUGGAAUUUAUUUGUUGUAAGAAAAUACACUCUAUUUCAGUUGCAUUUCUCACUAACUGGUGCAUCCAUGCUACCUCCUACUUUGUCAACAAAGAUGUAUUUACCCGUGACAUUUCUUUUAUGUAGGUUUUGAGCAAGCUUAUUUUGCUUGGCAAGAAAUUCACUUAUGUUUUUUGUUUUUCUUUUUAAUGAAUGUUCUUAGCCAUUUUGUCUACUUAGUAUUUUAUUAAACCCCAUUUCUGUACUAGUAGAUUUUUUUUUUUUUUCACCACACACUUUUUAAAGAUUUUCAGUUACGCUCCACACUUGAGCAUUUUAGAAAAACGUUUAAUAUUUCAACAUAUGAGAAUGUUUACAAUUGCAAUUUUAGAGCUCUUUUGGAUGUGAUUGUGUAUGACAAUUGUGUAACACUAUGCUCGUGCUAAGGGCCUACUUACAGAACUAUUGAAAUAAAUGUGUUGUGAGGAUGGAAUUUUGUCAUUCUAAUGCCUUGGUGGGUAAGAAGUCAUUCUUGGAUUUAAGCUUUCAUAAUUUUUCAGUUUUUGCAGUAAAAAUUGUACAUUAUACUUCA
Molecule: messenger RNA, 5290 nt
Organism: Rana temporaria (common frog)
Lineage: Eukaryota; Metazoa; Chordata; Amphibia; Anura; Ranidae
Gene: ZNF644
Product: zinc finger protein 644
Exons: 7
Coding region: 260-4180 (1306 amino acids)
Biological process (GO): regulation of transcription by RNA polymerase II
Cellular component (GO): nucleus
Molecular function (GO): DNA-binding transcription factor activity, RNA polymerase II-specific; RNA polymerase II cis-regulatory region sequence-specific DNA binding
Source: RefSeq, a predicted model, not a curated record